Messenger RNA from Tribolium madens (black flour beetle), 5983 nucleotides. It is a transcript of the gene Taf1, whose product is annotated as transcription initiation factor TFIID subunit 1. Bases 245 to 5923 code for a protein of 1892 amino acids. Gene Ontology annotation, biological process: RNA polymerase II preinitiation complex assembly; DNA-templated transcription initiation; transcription by RNA polymerase II. The record is from RefSeq and is a predicted model, not a curated record. Gene Ontology annotation, cellular component: transcription factor TFIID complex. Gene Ontology annotation, molecular function: DNA binding; histone acetyltransferase activity; TBP-class protein binding. NCBI's taxonomy places the organism in Eukaryota, Metazoa, Arthropoda, Insecta, Coleoptera, Tenebrionidae. The transcript has 19 exons.
UAUUUUAUUGCGUUUAUUUAGGUAUCUGCAUAAAUUUGAAUGCUCUGAUGCAUACGUUGCUACAAAACAACAAGACGCAUUAGUAGAAAAACGAAUUUUAUACGUGGCGCUUUUUGUGGUUUGAAGCCACACUAGCUUUGCUAUCUAUUUUUUCAAUUUGUGGUUAUUUACAUGGUGGUCCAAGAUUAGUCCCAACACUUUUUUAAAUUUAAUUCACGUUUCAGUUACAUAAAAUAAUUAGAAAAUGAGUGACAGCGACGACGAAAACUUUAACAGAGAUGAGGACUGUGUGGACCUCACCGGUUUUCUCUUUGGUAACAUAAACGAACAAGGGGAACUCGAAAGCGAUGUUUUGGAUACUGAAUCGCAAAAACAACUUUCCAACCUCGGGAAACUUGGUUUGGGCUCAACACUUAAAGAAAUGAUAGGGGUUGAUAGCAUCCCUAAAGACGAUUCUGACAGCGAUUAUGAUAAUUCUGAAGGGCAAAAAUCGAAAUUUGGAGAUGAAAAUAGAGAGAGUAAUAGUACGGAAUCGCAAAAUAAUGAAGAUUCUAAUUUUGAGUCAAAAUCACCCUCUGCUGUUGAUUUUUCCGACAUCAAUGAACUCGCAGAGGAGGAGGAGGAAGAAACGAAACCUGAAAAUUAUGAUGCUGAUGAUGAGCACCCCAGUGAAAUCGAUAAUAAAUUAAUGCCGCCGCCACCGGUACCUACAACUAAGGAAAUUUCUGAAAUUGCAACAAUAGUGUCUGAUGAUGGCGAUAAAAAGAAGCUGGAAACACCUCUAGCAGCAAUGCUACCGUCAAAAUACGCAAACAUUGACGUUACUGAUCUUUUCCCUGAUUUCAGACACGGAAAAGUUUUGCGAUUUUCACGCCUUUUUGGCCCCGGCAAACCAAGCAGUUUACCGAAUAUUUGGAAAAACGUGCGGAAAAAACGCAAGAGAAGGAAGCACAAAGAUAGUGCCAAUCAGCACGAUUCCGAUUCAAAUUCCGAGGAUGAGAAACCGAAACACAGGGGGUGGUUCAUUGAUUAUGCCGAGCCCCCGCCCCCUGAGCAAAUUCAAAGCGAUGAUGAAGAGAAAUUUUUAAAACCUAUUGAAAAUACGACCGUUGAUAGCAAAACUGAGACCCAGUCGAAGGAUGACACGGGGCCCAAAGUGGCCGAUUGGCGUUUUGGCCCCGCCCAGAUUUGGUACGACAUGUUGGAAGUACCUGAAACGGGGGAGGGGUUUAAUUACGGCUUUAAAGUGGCAGAAGACCAGCCCCCAGAGCCCCCCGUUCCUGAAGCCACCGAGCCGCGUGAGGGGGACGAAUUCCCCGACGACGCUUUCCUCAUGGUCACCCAACUGCACUGGGAGGACGACGUCGUAUGGGACGGGAACGACAUCAAACAUAAAGUUUUGCAGAAGUUGAAUUCGAAAACAAAUGCGGCGGGUUGGGUGCCCAGUAGUGGGAAUCGGACAGCUCAGGCGUUCAGCCAGCCCGGAAAAGGCGGCUUGCUUUCCGGCAGUUCGGUCCGGUUACCGAUUCCGGCGCCGCCUUUACCCGGAAUGAAGGCCAAAACGCAAAUAUUGGCAAACAAGCCACGCCCGGAUCCGGAACAGGAUGACACGUGGUACUCGAUUUUUCCGGUCGAAAAUGAGGAUCUGGUGUAUGGGAGGUGGGAGGAUGAUGUUAUUUGGGACGCUGACAACAUGAAGAAUAUUCCGAAACCGUCGAUUCUGACACUUGACCCCAACGACGAAAACAUCAUUUUGGGAAUUCCAGACGAUAUAGACCCGUCGAAGCAAAUUGCAGGUCAAGCAACCCCCGUAAAAGUCAAAAUCCCCCACCCCCACGUGAAGAAAUCGAAAAUUCUCCUCGGCAAAGCCGGUGUUAUCAACGUCCUCCAGGAGGACACUCCUCCCCCGCCCCCUAAAUCACCAAACCGGGAUCCGUUCAACAUCUCAAAUGACGUCUACUACAUGCCCCGGUCAUCUGAAACCACCAUGCGUCUCAAAGUCGGGGGUGGCAACCUAAUCCAGCACUCCACCCCUGUGGUCGAGCUGCGCGCCCCCUUUAUACAGACCCAUAUGGGUUUGAUGCGUCUCCGCAACUUCCAUCGGCCGCCCAUGAAGCGGUUCUCGCACGGGCCUUUGGCCCAUCCAGGGCCGCAUUCAGUGAUGCCGUUGGUGAAACAUAUCAAAAAGAAGGCGAAACAACGAGAGGCGGAGAGAAUGGCCUCCGGGGGCGGCGAUGUGUUCUUUAUGAGAACUCCGGAAGAUUUGACUGGACGAGACGGCGAUAUUAUUUUGAUUGAGUUUUGCGAGGAGCAUCCGCCUUUGAUGAAUCAAGUGGGGAUGUGCUCCAAAAUCAAGAAUUAUUACAAAAGGAAGGCGGCGAAAGACUCGGGGCCCCCGAGCUACAAGUACGGGGAGACGGCCUACGCCCACACUUCGCCGUUUUUGGGGAUUUUGCAUCCGGGACAGUCGAUUCAAGCCAUUGAAAAUAACAUGUACAGGGCCCCCAUUUACGAGCAUGAUAAGCCAGGCACCGACUUCCUGGUGAUCAGAACGCGACAACAAUAUUACAUCCGCGAAAUUGACGCCCUCUACGUGGCAGGACAGCAGUGUCCUUUGUAUGAAGUUCCAGGGCCGAACUCAAAGCGAGCGAAUAAUUUUGUCCGCGAUUUCCUGCAAGUUUUUAUCUAUCGCUUGUUCUGGAAGAGUCGGGAUAAUCCCCGCAGGAUUAAAAUGGAAGAUAUUAAGAAAGCUUUUCCUUCUCAUUCCGAGAGUAGUAUAAGAAAGAGACUGAAAUUGUGUGCUGAUUUUAAGAGAACGGGAAUGGACUCGAAUUGGUGGGUGAUCAAACCGGAAUUUCGGUUACCGACGGAGGAGGAAAUCCGGGCGAUGGUCUCGCCGGAGCAAUGUUGUGCUUAUUUCAGCAUGGUGGCAGCGGAACAAAGGCUCAAGGACGCCGGAUAUGGCGAGAAGUUUAUUUUUACACCGGCCGAAGAUGACGACGAAGAAAUGCAACUGAAAAUGGACGAUGAAGUCAAAGUGGCUCCCUGGAACACAACUCGGGCAUACAUUCAAGCAAUGAAAGGGAAAUGUUUAUUGCAAUUGACAGGUCCUGCUGAUCCUACAGGAUGUGGGGAAGGAUUCAGUUACGUCAGAGUCCCGAACAAACCUACUCAAAAUAAAGAAGAACAAGAGUCUCAACCCAAACGCACUGUCACUGGAACCGACGCCGAUUUGCGUCGCCUAUCCCUAAACAACGCCAAAGCAUUGUUGCGAAAAUUCGGGGUCCCGGAAGAGGAAAUAAAAAAAUUGUCUCGAUGGGAGGUCAUCGACGUCGUUCGCACACUAUCGACGGAAAAAGCCAAAGCUGGCGAAGAAGGAAUGGAUAAAUUCUCACGUGGUAAUCGAUUCUCAAUCGCUGAACAUCAAGAACGUUACAAAGAGGAGUGUCAAAGGAUUUUCGAUUUGCAAAAUCGCGUUUUAUCAAGCGCUGAAGUGCUAAGUACCGACGAGGGUGAAAGUUCGGACGAAGGCAGUGACGAAGACAUCGAAGAAAUGGGCAAAAACAUCGAAAACAUGUUAGCGAACAAGAAAACAAGCACGCAAUUGUCRCURGAACGGGAGGAACAAGAACGACAAGAGUUGCGCAAAAUGAUAAUGGAAGGGGACGAGAAAAAGGGCAAAGAUAAGAAGAAAGACGACGAGGAGAAUCAGGAACAGACGAAUUACGCCCAACAGGGCCGGAUUUUGAAGAUUGUGAGGACGUUUAGGGAUGCGGAAGGGAAGGAAUUUACUCGAGUCGAGACUGUGAGAAAACCUGCAGUGAUUGARGCUUAUGUUAAAAUUCGMUCYACGAAAGAUGAUGCGUUUAUAAGACAAUUUGCGACGUUGGAUGAAGCACAGAAGGAGGAGAUGAAGAGGGAGAAGAGACGGAUUCAGGAGCAGUUAAGACGAAUUAAGAGGAAUCAAGAAAAAGAGAGGUUGGCUUUGGGGCUUGCCGCGUCAUCGAAUUCGGCAGGAGGAAUUGAGAAGUUGGGCUCAAGUGACAUUUCAGGCCCUUCGAGUCAAUCCUUCAAUGUUUCCCCUAACAAAUCAGCGGUGAUUUCGCCGCCGAAAUCGCGCCGAAAAACAAAACUCAAACCCGAUUUGAAGCUAAAAUGCGGUGCUUGUGGCAACGUGGGUCACAUGAGGACCAACAAAGCGUGUCCUUUGUACCAAAACAGCGGCUCCAACGCCCCCAUGAAUGUCGCAAUGACCGAAGAACAAGAAGAAGAAAUCGAAAAACAACUAAACACCGAUGAUGAAGAUUUGGUCAACAUUGACGGAACUAAAGUGAAGUUGUCGAGCAAGUUGCUGAAGCACGCUGAAGAAAUGAAGAGGAAGACUUUGCUCCUGAAAGUCCCCAAGGAGGCCAUGAAUGCGAAACGGCGACGACGAGGAAUGUCCGACUUGCAUUGUGACUACUUGAAACGACACAAUCGAACCGCAAAUCGGCGAAGGACUGAUCCUGUGGUCGUCCUUUCGACCAUUUUGGAGAAUAUUUUGAACGAAAUGAGGGACAUGCCGGACGUUCAACCCUUCCUGUUUCCGGUUAAUCCGAAGAAAGUCAUGGAUUAUUACCGGAUUAUCCAAAGACCGAUGGAUUUGCAAACGAUACGAGAGAAUUUGCGUCAGAAAAAGUACCAAAGUCGGGAGGAGUUUUUGGCUGAUGUCAACCAAAUCGUCGAAAAUUCCACUCUUUACAACGGCGCGAAAAGUAGUCUAACAGUUGCAGCGCAACGAAUGUUGAAUAAAUGCGUCGAAAGACUGGGUGAGAAGGAGGAAAGGUUGAUGAGACUGGAGAAGGCGAUUAAUCCGUUGCUUGACGAUAACGAUCAAGUCGCCUUGACGUUUAUCUUAGACAAUGUGAUUAAUACGAAAUUGAAAGCCAUGUCGGAAUCGUGGCCGUUUCUCAAACCGGUUAAUAAAAAACUGGUCAAGGAUUAUUAUAGUAUCAUCAAACGACCGAUGGAUUUGGAAACGAUUUCGAAAAAAGUCGCCGCACAUAAGUAUCACAGUAGGCAUGAAUUUUUAGUCGAUAUUGAACAGAUUUUGGAAAAUUGUAUCUUGUACAAUGGGCGGGAUUCCCCGUUUACCGAAAAGGCGGAACAGUUGGUUAAGAUUUGUAAAGCGACUUUGGACGAGUACGACGAACAUUUGACACAGUUAGAGAACAAAAUUUCUUUGGCCCAAGAACGAGCGAUGCAAGACGACGACCAGGCGUGGAUGGGAGGGGAAGAAGAAAACUACACAAUAGCGGAACCUGACAGAAUUAGCCAGGCGAGCUCCCCGGACCAUAGCUCAUUCAUGAAAUCAAACCUUGACGAUUACGAUUACGUGGACGUAGAAGGCGGAAUCCAAACAAGCGAAGACGUUACAGCUUCAGUGUCAAGGCCGCGAAAGCGCAAAAAUAAGAAAGACGAGGCUGCAAUUCUCGAAGAAGAUUUGCAAUUUUCUAGUGAAGAAGAACUCGACGAGGUGCCCUUGAACGAGUUCGAGGAUAACAAAGGUGGUUUGGUGAUUUCGGCCGAAAUGCCCAUGGAGGGUGUGAAUGCUGACGAUGACAGUCAGCAGGCGGCUGAAGCCAUGGUACAGCUAGGGUCGAUGGGUUACUACCAGCAAAAUGAAGGUGAAGGUACUGAUUUGGUGUACAAGGAGGAGAGCAUGGAUGUGGAUCCGAAUUAUGAUCCUUCUGAUUUUCUCAUGUCGGGAUUACCGAUGCAUAACAAGGAGGAAAUCAAAAUUGAUGAGACGGUGUUGCAGCCGCAGGAUAGCUCAAUGAAGAUUCAUGAUGAUCUCGCUGUGAGCGAGAGUGAGGAUGAAGGGGGGAAUGUGGGGGAGACGCCGGUGCAGGAGGAGGAUGAUGGAGGAGAUUUGUGGUUUUAAUUUACAAGUAGUGUUUUAUAUUGUCAAAUAUUUAUUUAAAAUAAUGUAGGUACAAAAAGG